AGUAAUGCGUCUGAGACUUCGCGACAGUUGUUCGGCGUUGUGGCGUGCACCCGAAAGCUGCCCCGCAUUUGCGCUAGCCGUAUCGGGUCGGGUACUUCACAGGGGGCAGACGCGACACCGAAGGUCCAUCGCGGCCUCCUUCAACUCACCCGGUUUCUUCAUCAAGUAUCAUGCUUUCGAGGCGUACUCGAUGCCUGGCUAAGCUUUCCACUGGAACGCCACUGAGAUACUCAAAGCUCGUGCAUCGGACCUAUCUUACCUCUUCAUCUGCCUCGCUCGUUAGCUUGACACGGUCGAGGAACGACUCACGUGCAAAUCAUCUCGCACAGCGGAGAUGGCAUCAAGUCACACAAGUCCGCAGCGUAAAGACAAAGUCCACAUUGAGCCUCAACGACAUUCCUCAAGGCACGAUCGAGGUUGAUUCGCUUCCUCCCGAAGACGAUGGCGAGCCAGAGUACCCGCCGUUAUUGCAGCAAGUGCGCAACAACAUGCUCAAGUUCGGCCAUUGUGUGCUGCUGACGAGAGUUGGCGGGUUCUACGAGCUGUACUUUGAACACGCCGACGAAUUCGCACCCCUCCUGAAUCUGAAGAGGUCGAAGAAGAGGCUUAUGAAAGGCAGCAAGAAGCCGGCAGUUCCUAUGGCUGGUUUCCCUGCAUACCAACUAGAUCGCUACCUCAAGAUUCUAGUACAGGACCUGAACAAGCACGUCGCCAUCAGCGACGAAUUUCUUAACGAUGUGCCGAAGAAGGCAAAGGGUGAACCCGCCUACACUCGGAGAGUAUCGCGCAUCGUCACCCCAGGAACGCUCAUCGAUGAGCACUUCAUGGAUCCAUGGGAGAACAACUAUCUCCUCAGCAUCCACGUUGACCCCAAAGCCCUCCAAAAGGAGAAGGCAGUCAAAGUCAGUCCGGGUAGCUCCGAUGUCUCCUCGGUCCUUAAUCUCCCACGAACCGAAGUCGGACUCGCUUGGAUCGACCUUUCCAGCGGAGACUUCAUGACUCAAAGUACGGACAUUGCGUCUCUACCGACAGCAGUAGCUCGGAUCAAGCCGCGAGAAAUCGUAUUGGACAGCAUCUUCGAGCAGGAAGAGCAUUCGCGGAUCGUAUCUAUCUUGCAAGAGGACGGACACAUCAUUACAUUUCAAGAGCCUUCCAAGCAGCCUUUAAUGGUAAAGGAUUGGAUUCCAAUGCUAGAAGACGUUGUUGAUGACUUUGAUACGGCCAAUUUCAACCCUAGCGAGGUGGCUGCCGGAGGGUCACUGCUACACUACGUCAAACAUCAGCUUCUUGGUUCAAGGACGCGUCUCCAGACUCCCGUACGACAUCAAGCCGGGGAGCACAUGAGCAUCGAUAAGAACAGCCUGCGAGCGCUUGAGAUUAGGAGUACCAUACGCGAUGGAACGUAUGAGGGAAGCUUGCUGCACUCUCUAAAGAAAACUGUCACAAAGAGCGGCACUAGGCUCUUGACCCAAAGGCUCUCUGCACCGUCCAUGUCCUUACCUACUAUCAACGACAGACUGGACUUGGUGGAGGAGAUGAUCGAGUAUCCGCAACUUCGACAGGACGUAGUGGCCCUGCUUGGGCACACGUUCGACUCGCUUCGCCUGGUAACGAAGUUCACGGUCGGCCGUGGAGACGCAGACGACCUAAUGGAGCUUUCGAAAACAAUCCUGACGACGGCGGAAAUUCUUCAUAUCCUGAAAGAUCACUCUAUCUCAAGGAACGCUGUCCCGAUAGAUCCAGCAAAGCAUGCGACAGAAAGUAGACGACGGCAGUGUCUUCCAGCAUUGCAGAAGCGAUUCGAGCUAGGAAUGCCUCUAGAGCUGGCAAAACACAUUCAGGAUGCCAUAGAUGAAGAAGGCUUAUCCGAAUACCACCGUCUCGAGGACAACGAAGCCGCCGAGAUGGAAGAAUUUGCUCAAGACGUAUUAGGGCGAGAGGGCGGCGAAGACGACCUAAAGCAGAUGCCAAAGCGGAUCCAACCAAAACCUCACAUGAUAGCGCCUAGCUUCAAGAGUGCUACGGAUGGCCGCGAUGAUGUCUGGAUAAUGAAGCGAAACGCAAGUAAGACACUACAGCGACUACAUGAAACACUAGAUUCUAUGGCCGAAAGCAAGACGCGACUCGAGAAUGAGCUGCGCCAGAAGCUGGGCGCAGAUAGCCUAACGUUGAAAUGGACUCCAAAUCUAGCGCACAUCGCACACGUCAAGGGCAAAGACGUCUCUCGGGUUACUGCUCAAUAUCCCAAAAGUUUGAGUAGCAGCAAGUCUACACGAUCUUUCCAGGUGCCGGAAUGGACGCAGCUGGGCGCACAGCUUGACAAGACACGAUUCCAUAUUCGCAACGAAGAACAGCGAGUCCUCGGUGCGCUUCGCGAAGAUGUCGUUCGUAAUUUGGUAAAGCUGCGACGCAAUGCAGCCGUUCUGGAUGAGCUUGACGUAGCCUGUGCCUUCGCCGGCCUGGCGGUAGAAAAGGGUUUCGUGAGGCCUAUGUUAAACUCCAGCACUUCGCACAAUAUCGUCGGCGGCCGACAUCCCGUUGUAGAGACCGGACUCAGCGGGCAAGGCCGGAAGUUUGCUCCCAAUGACUGCUUACUUGGGGACAAAGAACGCAUUUGGUUGAUCACAGGACCGAACAUGGCAGGGAAGAGUACCUACCUUCGCCAAAAUGCCCUCAUAUCCAUUCUAGCCCAGACCGGCUCCUUUGUGCCAGCCGAAUACGCAGAGAUUGGCUUGGUCGAUAAGGUCUUCAGUCGCGUGGGCUCAGCAGACAACCUGUACCAGGACCAAUCUACGUUUAUGGUUGAGAUGCUCGAAACCGCGCAAAUUCUCAAAGAAGCAACGCCCCGGUCUUUCGUCAUCAUGGACGAGGUAGGUAGAGGGACGACGCCUGAAGAUGGUAUUGCAGUGGGCUAUGCUUGCCUGCACCAUCUCUACCACGUCAACCAAUGUCGUACGCUAUUUGCGACUCACUUUCACGCUUUAGCAGAUAUGACGAGGGACUUUGAGAAGCUCGGUUGCUAUUGCAAUGACGUUUCUGAAGAGGCAGAUGGCACGUUCUCUUAUGUGCAUCGGCUGCGGAAGGGUGUGAAUCGGCAGAGCCAUGCAUUGAAGGUUGCUAGAGUUGCAGGUACGCCAAUUUUUUCCUUUUCUUCUUGCUUUAGCACAAGAAGUCAACCCUAACACCAAACUGCUGCUAUGGCAAUUUCAGUGUGGCAUUGAUCAAAUUGGAACGACAGCAGCUUAAGCAGAUCCCCACUGGUUCAAGGAUGCUACGUUGCAGUGCUCAGGCUGCUGGAUGCGCCACUAGCAAUUACCCACACUAAUGGUUUACUGUAGGCCUUCCUGAAGAUGCCAUAGCAGUCGCUGCCCGGGUCCUAGAGAAACUAAGACCGA
Trematosphaeria pertusa is the source of this 3395-nucleotide messenger RNA. Its product is annotated as DNA mismatch repair protein MutS. The transcript is spliced from 4 exons. Gene Ontology annotation, cellular component: nucleus. Gene Ontology annotation, biological process: mismatch repair. The coding region runs from base 171 to 3182 and encodes 1003 amino acids. NCBI's taxonomy places the organism in Eukaryota, Fungi, Ascomycota, Dothideomycetes, Pleosporales, Trematosphaeriaceae. Gene Ontology annotation, molecular function: ATP binding; mismatched DNA binding; ATP-dependent DNA damage sensor activity. The record is from RefSeq and is a predicted model, not a curated record.